This is a messenger RNA of Physella acuta, 357 nucleotides long. RefSeq names its product acidic phospholipase A2 3-like. The record is from RefSeq and is a predicted model, not a curated record. Gene Ontology annotation, biological process: arachidonate secretion; lipid catabolic process; phospholipid metabolic process. NCBI's taxonomy places the organism in Eukaryota, Metazoa, Mollusca, Gastropoda, Physidae. Gene Ontology annotation, molecular function: calcium ion binding; A2-type glycerophospholipase activity.
AUGUACUUGUGUCAGCUGAUACAGAGGAUGACAGGCAGAUGGUGUGUGGAGUACUUGGACUACGGCUGCUACUGUGGGCAUGGGAACUCUGGGGGCGAGCCGGUGGAUGAGGUGGAUCGGUGCUGCCAGAUUCACGACGUCUGCUUCGGCCAGUCCUCCUGCUACAACUCCUGGUGGUACUACCUCAGCUGGUACCAGUACCAGUGUAAUGGCACCACCUGUCAUUGUACAGAUUUAAACGACGACUGUCAGAUGAGUCGAUGCCAGUGUGACCUUGAACUCUCCCAGUGCCUGGGCAGACAGUCCUACAACGUCAGCAACUACAACUACAACCAGACGCUAUGCACAGCAGCGUGA